This is a messenger RNA of Didymodactylos carnosus, 516 nucleotides long. Lineage: Eukaryota; Metazoa; Rotifera; Eurotatoria; Philodinida; Philodinidae. The record is from the annotation of a GenBank genome assembly.
AUGGCAAAAGAUGAAAAAUAUUUAAUUAGAGCAUCAACAAUUUUAGAUGUAAAUGAUCCACAACCUGGUGAACAACAACAAGGUGAUGAACAAGAUGAAUUUUUAAAACAUUUAGUAUCUAAACAUCAACGUUUAAUUCAUCAUUCGUCUAAUGUAUCGACACCACUUUCAAGUGUAACACCUAUUACAGCCAUACUCGAAUUAAAAAAUCGUCGUAGUAUCGCUGAAGUAGAACGAAAAAAACGAAUUAUUGCCAAAAUUGUUAGUAUUGUUGGUUUACUUAUUAUUUUAUUAUGUGCGGCCAUAGUAACACUAACAUUAAAAAUGGCUCCCAAAAUCGAUGAAUUAGUACGAAAAAAAUCGGGAAAUAAUUUAAUGUAUUUUCCAAGUAGUCGAACAUCUACUACAAAAACAACAUCAACUUUUACUAUUAAUGAAUUAUUAACGACAAGUAAUUUGACAAAUAUCACAUCUACAUAUCAAUAUUCUCAAAAUAGAAGAAGAUCGAGAAGGUAA